Molecule: messenger RNA, 948 nt
Organism: Chenopodium quinoa (quinoa)
Lineage: Eukaryota; Viridiplantae; Streptophyta; Magnoliopsida; Caryophyllales; Amaranthaceae
Product: peroxidase 57-like
Exons: 5
Coding region: 1-948 (315 amino acids)
Biological process (GO): hydrogen peroxide catabolic process; response to oxidative stress
Molecular function (GO): heme binding; peroxidase activity
Source: RefSeq, a predicted model, not a curated record
AUGGGGUUCCUUAUGGUUGUUCUAAUUAAAGGAGUAUUGUCUUUGGGAUCAUGUUGGACAAUUUUGCUCUUGGAUUUAGAGGACAUUGGGUUGCUAUAUCUUCCUGGGGGUGGUUUCGUUUGUGCAAGAGAAAGAAGAGUUUACCCUGCAUUUGGGGUAUGCAGGAGGAAGGUGUUGGUGUUGGUGUUGAUGAGGGAGAAGGGAUGUGACGCAUCAAUCUUAUUUUAUGGACCUUCGACUGAGAAAUUUGCUGGCCCUAAUUUGAGUGUUAGAGGAAACAAGUUUAUUGACUCUUUGAAGGAUAUAGCAGAAGAAGAAUGCACAGGGGUUGUUUCUUGCGCUGAUAUCAUCGCUAUUGCUACUAAAAAGCUUAUCAAGAUGGGUGGAGGACCAGAUUAUUUAGUACAAACCGGGAGAAGAGAUGGACUUAUAUCUGAAGCCCAAGAUGUGAGCCUACCAAGCCCCUUCGGAUCUGUCAGACAAAGUAUAUUAGCCUUUGGUGACAAAAACUUUUCUCCAGAAGAAAUGGUUGCUCUUUUUGGUGCACACACGGUUGGAAUUUCGCAAUGUAUUUUCUUUCAAGAUCGUUUGUACCAAGGGACAAGCGAAUUUGACCCAAAAAUGGAUCCAAACCUUCGCCGACAAUUGAUUCCUACUUGUCCUCAAGGCACCAAUUCAAACAACUUCACCUUUCUUGAUCAAAAUUCACAAAGCUCAAACAAUUUUGACAACUCUUUCUUUGAUCAAAUUCUCAAGCAGCGAGGAAUCCUCGAAAUUGACCAAGAGUUAGCUCGUGAUCCUCGAACUAGAGGCUUUGUUCUAAGAUUUGCUCGAAAUGCUGCCUUAUUCAGUGCAAAAUUGGUAAGUGUUAUGGUUAAAAUGCAAGCCCUUGACGUCCACCUUGGCGAUCAAGGCCAAAUAAGAAAGGUUUGUAGUAAGGUAGAUUAA